Coregonus sp. 'balchen' is the source of this 11568-nucleotide messenger RNA. Lineage: Eukaryota; Metazoa; Chordata; Actinopteri; Salmoniformes; Salmonidae. The record is from the annotation of a GenBank genome assembly.
AUUAUUAUGAAGAGUCGAAAUACGAAUGUCUUUUAAGGUAUGCACGAGAUUUCCCAUUCCAAAACAUGUUUUGAAGAUAUGUAUUCUGAAAUAACUUAAUUUUCAGUAGGAGACGAGUGGACGCGGAUAUUGGCACAUGGACGAGUAGGACACGAAUCAGACAAGUGAAAACUAUUUCAGGUGAGCUCUGGAUGGCUAGCGAGUUAGCUAGUGUUUCAUUACGUCUGCUUGCUUUAUUAGCUAGCCAGCAAUGUUAGCUGCAUGAUAGCGAACAACUCAUUCAAGUUUAAAGUUAGCUAGCUAAGGUUGGCGUUUCAUAAACUUUCGUCCAGACAUCGAGAGUUGGCACAAAUACUCUUCAAGCUAGCUAGCUAUCCUUUCAAUAUGUUGCACUCUUGCUGCCUCUGCCUUGCACCAUUGUCUCGAGCGACAGGCAAGUUUGCUAUUUUUGCCAACCCCGCCUUAAACUAGCAGCCACUGCCAUAACAUAACAGGACAAAACCUCGUUAAAAAUUACAAUGUUUUAGAGGAUUCUUUAUUUUAUUUCAACAGUUUGACCCAGCCACUUUUGUAACGGAGCUUGGACAUUUACUCAAACAUUUUACAUUAUUGACAGUGUUGGGGAAACUACUCUGAAAAUAUAGUUUACCAAGCUUGAUACCAAUUACUUCACACUGGAAGAAGUUAGCCCAUUAAACACAAAAAGUCAGAUUUAGACACUCAAAUUGUUUCAAGUGAGAAUUAGGCAGGUCUGAUGCUGAAAAAGAAAUAACAUUAUUGCCUACUUCACCCAUCUUUUCUUUUUGCAAAACAAGUAGAGUAUAGUUAGCUUCACCACUAUGGCAAAAAAAAGUUCACUACUGCAAACACUACCAAGAUUUGAAUUUAGUUCAACUACCACCAAGCUACUGCACAUUCUUAUUAAAUUACUUGUUGAACUACAUGUAGUUCACUACUCCCCAACACUGAUUAUUGACAACACAAAAUCAUGGAGUACCGGUAAUACAUGAUUACAACCUAUUGUGGGCCGUUGUACCAAGCUCAUAAUAUAUUAUAAGUUAUACUCAAGAAAGCCAGGGCAUUAAUUGAAAUUACACUGACAAUUGAACAGUAGGAAAUCUUAUACAUUGUGCCUUUUAACAUUUAUCAGUCGCAUACAGCUACAUUAUGUUCAUGUUUCUCCACUCCAGUGAGAGCUAGGCAGAGUUGAGGCUACACCAUGGAGUUCAGUAGGAUAGAGUUCUUCCAGGAGCUAGGGGAGAGCUGUGUUCUCCCUACGGCCCAGCAGGGAGUGGAACAGGUCUGGCAGCUGCUGCUCCUCUGCCUGCUCUGUCGACUCCUCUGUAGGCUGGGUGAGUCCACUUGAACACUUGACCAAUAACAUUAUAAAAUGGGGAUAACACAGGAUGUGCCAAACUUCAUGUAAUUUAUACUUUGCCAUGACACCAUCCACAGUGUGUGGGACAUACGUAAUGAUGACAGAUAAAGAACUCAGUAUUACCUUACAGAGGCCUACAAAAGCACCCCAAUUCCUACAAAGGCCUUUGGUGGUGCCAGCCUGGUAUUUAGUGUUUCCUGUCCUCCAGUAGGUCGCUCGUCGUCUGUGAAACACCUGGGCUCAGUGGCAGCGGGUCUAUAUGCCCUCUACCUGUUCUUUGAGCAGUCCAUGGUGUGGGUGUUAAUGCUCAGUAUGCUCUGCUACACUGUCCUGUUCCUCAACCGCCACUCCAGCAGCCGAGGAAUCUUCCUCUCUGCCACUAUCCUCAUCUAUCUACUCAUGGGGUAAUGAAUGAAAUUAAUGAACUCCAUCUAUAGCUAAUGCUGUAUCAUAAACAUUGUUGCUCCACUUAACUGUUUUCUUCAAAUUUUUUAUCUCCAGAGAGCUGCAUAUGAUUGACACAGUGACCUGGCAUAAAAUGAGAGGUAAAUGUCCUGCACAGAUGUGAAUGAUUGGAUGGCAAGGCAGUAUGAGACAUAUGCAUGAUUUUAUAGAUUCAGACACAGACAUCCUCCUGUUGCAUUGUAUUCGAGACCUUAGUGAAGGAACCACUGUGCGUGCUUUGCCUAUCAUCCCCACUUCCCCAGGUUCUCAGAUGGUGGUGGCCAUGAAGGCCAUUUCUCUGGCCUUUGACCUGGACAGAGGCACUGUGCUCGCUGUGCCCAACCCUCUGGAGUUCAUAGGCUACAUUUUCUUUGUGGGCACUGUCAUCUUUGGGCCCUGGAUUAGCUACUCAAGCUACAAAGAGGCCAUUGAGAGCCGUAAACUGGUAAGCCACAGCUGAAGAGAUGUGCUACUGUUUUGCAAAAAUAAUGUCUUCUCAGUCAACUUGUUGAAAGAAAGCUGAAUAGAUGCCUGGAUAGUAUCUGAAUUUACAUUUGACAUAUAGGUCUAUAACAUAUUGGUCCAGAUUUACUAAGUGUUUGCGCUGGUGCAAAGUUUACACCUCUUUUCACUGCAGUUAGAUCAACAUACUUUAGCUGCUUUAAGUCAAAAUGCCUGCUAAAAUCUGUCCUUUUUUAACUUCUCUGUCCCCCAGAGUUGGUCCUGGCUCCAGAAGUUUUCAGUCAGCUGGGUGAAAUGCCAGGUGUGCUUGGUGAUAUCCAACUGCAUCGCCCCAUACCUCUUCCCUUACUUCAUUCCAAUCCACGGGAGCAGAGGACUGCACACGUGAGUGCACGUUUCACUGAGCAAUUCCUUGGUCAUUCCAAUGUCAUUGCUAUUUUGAUAUGUGAAUGUACAAUAACUUUAUUUUAGUGAUUUCCAUUUAUUUAUAUUUCUCUGCUUCCAAGAGGCACAUAAGCAAGUUAAGGGUUAUUGUGAUGAAGAACAUCAAACAAAGUUUUUCAGACAAUCAUGUGUAGAAGCAAUAGUUAACUCUUCAAGAUGGCGUCAGUGCAUAAUGCUAUUCCUAGCAUUAUUGCUGAAUGAAGAAAGGCUAUAAACAGUAUCUUAGAGCUAUCUUGUCUAUUUUCCCUGUGUGCAGGUGGCUCCACGCGUAUGAGAAUGCUGUAUCCUUCCACUUCAGUAACUACUUUGUGGGCCACCUUAGCGAAAGUACUACUGUGCUGGCAGGAGCAGGUUUCACUGAAGACAAGGACAAUGUCAAAUGGUGAGUUCAAUUCAUACGAUCUAUGGUUCAAUCAGUUGUGGUACACAUAUUUCAUAUAUUUGCCUUUAGGUUAAGUGUACAGUUGAAAUCGGAAGUUCACAUACACCUUAGCCAAAUACAUUUAAACUCAGUUUUUCACAAUUCCUGACAUUUAAUCCUAGUAAAAAUUCCCUGUCUUAGGUCAGUUAGGAUCACCACUUUAUUUUAAGAAUAAUAGUAGAGAGAAUUAUUUAUUUCAGCUUUUAUUUCUUUCAUCACAUUCCCAGUGGGUCAGAAGUUUACAUACACUCAAUUAGUAUUUGGUAGCAUUGCCUUUAAAUUGUUUAACUUGGGUCAAAUGUUUCAGGUAGCCUUCCACAAGCUUCCCACAAUAAGUUGGGUGAAUUUUGUCCCAUUCCUCCUGAAAGAGCUGGUGUAACUGAGUCAGGUUUGUAGGCCUCCUUGCUCGCACACGCUUUUUCAGUUCUGCGCACACAUUUUCUAUAGGAUUGAGGUCAGGGCUUUGUGAUGGCCACUCCAAUACCUUGACUUUGUUGUCCUUAAGCCAUUUUGCCACAACUUUGGAAGUAUGCUUGGGGUCAUUGUCCAUUUGAAAGACCCAUUUGCGACCAAGCUUUAACUUCCUGACUGAUGUCUUGAGAUGUUGCUUCAGUAUAUCCACAUAAUUUUCCUUCCUCAUGAUGCCAUCUAUUUUGUGAAGUGCACCAGUCCCUCCUGCAGCAAAGCACCCCCACAGCAUGAUGCUGCCACCCCCGUGCUUCACGGUUGGGAUGGUGUUCUUCGGCUUGCAAGCGUCCCCCUUUUUCCUCCAAACAUAACGAUGGUCAUUAUGGGCAAACAGUUCUAUUUUUGUUUCAUCAGACCAGAGGACAUUUCUCCAAAAAGUACGAUCUUUGUCCCCAUGUGCAAUUGCAAACCGUAGUCUGGCUUUUUUAUGGCGGUUUUGGAGCAGUGGCUUCUUCCUUGCUGAGCGGCCUUUCAGGUUAUGUCGAUAUAGGACUCGUUUUACUGUGGAUAUAGAUACUUUUGUACCUGUUUCCUCCAGCAUCUUCACAAGGUCCUUUGCUGUUGUUCUGGGAUUAAUUUGCACUUUUUGCACCAAAGUACGUUCAUCUCUAGGAGACAGAACGCAUCUCCUUCCUGAGCGGUAGGACAGCUGCGUGGUCCCAUGGUGUUUAUACUUGCGUACUAUUGUUUGUACAGAUGAACGUGGUACCUUCAGGCGUUUGGAAAUUGCUCCCAAGGAUGAACCAGACUUGUGGAGGUCUACAAUUGUUUUUCUGAGGUCUUGGCUGAUUUAUUUUGAUUUUCUCAUGAUGUCAAGCAAAGAGGCACUGAGUUUGAAGGUAGGCCUUGAAAUACAUCCACAGGUACACCUCCAAUUGACUCAAAUGAUGUCAAUUAGCCUAUCAGAAGCUUCUAUAGCCAUGCAUCAUUUUCUGGAAUUUUCCAAGCUGUUUAAAGGCACAGUCAACUUAGUGUAUGUAAACUUCUGACCCACUGGAAUUGUGAUUAAGUGAAAUACUCUGUCUGUAAACAAUUGCUGGGAAAAUUACUUGUGUCAUGCACCAAGUAGAUGUCCUAACCGACUUGCCAAAACUAUAGUUUGUUAACAAGACAUUUGUGGAGUGGUUGAAAAACGAGUUUUAAUGACUCCAACCUAAGUGUAUGUAAACUUCCGACUUCAACUGUAUGUUUAUUAUUGCAGUAUUUUGAUAGCAUAGUAACACAGUGGCUAUGUACCUAUUGUAAUAUAUGUCUAGGUAAGAUAAGUGAAAAUAAUGUGUGUGUGUGCGCGCGCAUGUGCAUAUGUGUUUUUAGGGAUCUGAAAGUGGUUAAGCCUCUGAAUGUGGAGUUGCCCAGGUCCAUGGUGCUGGUGGUGACCUCCUGGAACAUCCCCAUGUCUCGCUGGCUCAACACAUGUAAGCAUCAUUACACCUUCAAUUUACUAUAAACAGAUUAGACAGAAAUGUUAGAACUAUGGGCAGUGUUUAACCAACAGUUUUUUUUUUUUUACAUUAAAAUGUCAACUGAUUACUGUCUCUUUCCCCCAUUUUGUUAUAGAUGUUUUCAAAAGUGCUUUGAAACUUGGCACAUUUUCAUCCAUCAUUGUGACUUACACAGCCAGUGCCCUGCUACAUGUGAGUAUGAGUCAACCAACUCAGUGAAGACAUCUUACGUGAUGAUUCAGAAAAGGUCACUCACCAUCGCACUUUAAUACUGUUUUCUGCUUUAGUAAGAUUUGAUCUGAUUUAAAAAAUCUGGACUCUGGCUGAGGCCAAAGUGAAGAGUUGGUUGAUCAGCUUCCUAUGUUGUGAAACGAAUCCACCAUUUUGUUUUCUCCAGGGCCUCAGCUUCCAUCUUGGGGCCGUGCUGCUGUCUCUGGGCUUCAUCACCUACGUAGAACAUGGUGAAGUUACCUCUCCUAUCUGCUUUUCUCAUUCACAUGCUCACUUGUGUCAUGUGAGUAUUGUUUCAAAGGUUGUACUGGUUGUGCAUUGACAUCACCUUAUUGUCUUGUCAUCCUCUGUCAGUUCUGAGGAAGAGGCUGGCAGCCAUCUUUAGUGCCUGUAUCCUGUCCAAACAGUGUCCCAACAAUUGCCAUCAUCAGCAGAAGAAGGUACAUGCUUGUCGCAUCCAGGAAUGUUUACACUCAUAUUUGUAUAUCAUAUUUUGAAGGUGCUUUCCAUAAGAGACCAUAUUGUUAAUUGCACAUUGAAUGGGUCCAUGUGGGGGAGUGAGCUAGCUAGUGCACAUUGCGGGGAGGAGGUUUGGGAUUCAGAACACAUCCCCAGUGUAGUGAAUGAUCUGUGCCUCUCUCGUAGGAGCUGUGGGUGUAUGGCAUCAACCUGGCCUUCAGUGCCAUGGCCAUCUUCCACCUGACAUACCUGGGCUCCCUGUUUGACGCUGAAGUAGACAACUUGGCUGCAGAGGAGGUAAGGCCCACCAAUGACCUGCUACUGCUGGCUGGGGCCAAGUUAAUGGAGAACAUAAGAAUUAAACAGUGGUCUAUAUGAACGUAUUACUUAUACACAUUUAGUCACCAUUGUCCUCCUUCUCAGGGUUAUGUGGCCAACCACACCAUUCAGAAGUGGUCAGAGUUGAGCUGGGCCAGCCACUGGCUGGUGUUCGGCUGCUGGCUCUUCUACCGCCUCAUUCAGUGAUCUCAUUGGACGAAGGUCUGUACUGAACAGAAGACAAUAGCCUGGUCCAAAAAGAACCCUUAUCUCACAGGUGGGCCAUCUUACCUAGUGAGGUCUGGUAUGGGUGCAGACUUAGUGGACACGGAAUAGCGAAGUGCAGGGCCAGGACGAUUGUCCCACUCCAUCAUGACUGGAAGAAUGCUGCAUUGUUUACCAGGGUCUUUCUGUAUUUGUUUGUUGUGGUAAACACUAACGAACCAGUCACACACGUUCUUUGCUAUGAUGCAUCACACUGUUGAGAUUGAGAACCAGAGGUAGGCUGAAGAUUUAUCAGUGGCUUCUGUAUAGGCUACUGUUCAUCUUCAGGUCUUUUGGAGUUUGAUCACACACAAUCAUUAUGAAUAUUUAUGUUUCUGUUUAUAUCAGUAGCACUAUAGGUCUUCUCACACUGCAUUGUUCUUAGCCCCAGGGCUAAGACUGGGCCAUGGGCUAGCUUAUCCUGUGUUCAUACAAGCAUGUGUUAACCUGGGGCCUUAUGUGAAUUUAUUAUGUUAGACCAUUGAUGUUAUAUAAUACAUGAUGUUCUCGAUGGAGGUACUUUUUUUCUACUUCUGUAUGUGUGUCUGUUUCUCUAUUAAAGGCAUGUUUUUCUAGUUCUGUGGCACUACUUAGACACUAAUAAAUGAAGGGUUUAUUUGUUGAUGAGAGGUGAAGCACACCCUAGUAGUUACAUUAUUUAUUCAACAAGUUGAAGGAUUGUACUGUAUUUUGCAGCAAAUUAUACUAUUUAGAAUGGCAGAUCAAAACAAUGGUUACUGGACAAAAAUAUAAACGCAAUAAUUUCAAUUUUUUAACAGUUCAUAUAAGGAAAUCAGUCAGUUGAAAUACAGUUGAAAUACAUUCAUUAGGCCCUAAUCUAUGGAUUUCACAUGACUGGGAAUACAGAUAUGCAUCUGUUGGUCACAGAUACCUUUAAAGAAAAAAGGUAGGGGCGUGGAUCAGAAAACCAGUCAGUAUCUGGUGUGACCACCAUUUGCCUCAUGCAGUGUGACACAUCUCCUGCACAUAGAGUUGAUCAGGCUGUUGACUGUGGCCGUUGGAAUGUUGUUGGAGGUGUCGUUGGAGGCGAUUUAUGGUAGAGAAAUUAACAUUAAUAUCUCUGGCAACAGCUCUGGUUGACAUUCCUGCAGUCAGCAUGCCAAUUGCGUUCUCCCUCAAAACUUGAGACAUCUGUGGCAUCGUGUUAUGUGACAAAACUGCACAUUUUAGAGUGGCCUUUUAUUGUCCCCAGCACAACACUUUACAUGUUGACUUCAGUGUAGUUAAUCUUAACCAUUUAAGAGUAUUAUGCUUAUUACAAGCAUCAACCUAAUUAACAUAAUACAAAAAUCCCCAUCAAAAUCUGUCAGUAUUAAGGGAAAGAUAUCUGCAUGGGAUUUUUUGCAUGGGCUGCAUCUCAAUCCACUGGAUCCACCCACCUAUGUCGGCCUUCCGCAUCUGCGGUGGAAAGUGGCAGAGCUACAGUGCUGUUUGUCAGACCAGGAGACAUCUGAAAAUCGAUCUUCUCACAAAAACGUCUGUAGGUUGAUGGCACCUUAAUUAGGGAGAACAGGCUCGUGGUAAUGACGAGCGGAAUCAGUGGAAUGGUAUCAAAUGCAUCAAACAAAUGGUUUCCAGGUGUUUGAUGCCAUUCCAUUUGCUACGUUCCGGCCAUUAUUAUGAGCCGUUCUCCACUGAUAUGACCCCAUUAUUGGAAAGGGGAGACUCACGAACACCAUGGUAUUUCCAUUUUGCUCUACAACCCCCACAACAACAACAGGACUCGUCUGAAGGUAACCCGGUACCAGUUUAAAAAAUGAAUGGAAGUAUGUAGCUAGUUUUGUGCCAACAAAAUAAAGGUGUUAAAUAUGUGUCCCAAAAACAAAAAUAUUUCCUGAACUUUCUGAUACUGUAUCUCCUAGAGACACUUAUUCCUUAUGAUUUUUUUUUACUGUCUUUUUCCAUUUAUGAAUGUGUUAUUCAAUGCAUUUCUAUGGGCUAUAGUAGUAAAGCCCAAAUUAAAUAUUUUAUCAAAUAAUUUAAAAUAAUUGUUUUGAUACCUACAGGGGUCCUAAAAUUCAAAAUCAAAUAGCUAAGUGAUACAUGGUAUGACCAUUUUAAAACAAUUUGUUAGCUUAUUUUCACCACCCAGCUUGUUUAGAGCCCCCUCAUGAUCGGUUCAGAGACAACACAAGUUGACACAUUCCAAAGUGGACUUGGCUCCCCAUCUGUCAGCUUACCUUUCUUACCUGUGUUUAGUCAAUCAUUAAUCACUGCUAUCGGGAAAGCAUCGUUCAGACAACAGGACGCAAUCUCAACACGGAACUGACAAGACACUCGCCAAGUGACCGUCCUCGGAGAAUAGAAAAACAAAGUCUCGUCCUUUAUUACAUCAGUCUUUCUAUACCAGGUCAGUUGGUUCAAAUGUAAUUGUCCCUCCUUAAAUUUGACGGAUAUCUGGUUUUACAGAAGGCCUACUCUAGAUUCUGUCCUAUUCACAAUACGUCUAGGGUUUGUGGUGUUUGUUAGUGGGAACUGUGCUCUCUGAGAGGAUGAGGAGAGGAGGUAACUGCAGCUGGUUAGGAGCAGAGAUCCCACUGUCCUGGGAGUUCUUCAGUGGUAAGACCAGCAUUUAUGCAUUCACAUGAACUGUAUGGCAGAUGUUAUUGACUGGCCAGAGAUGACUUUUUUUGUACAGUCAUUGGAUCUGACACAUCAGGUUCUGUGUGGUAGAUGUCCGUGCUUGCCAAAAACUGCACAAUGCUUUUUCAAUGCUUUGUCUAUGUGCAAUAUUGGUGUUUGCCGUCUUCGAUUCUGAGUGAUGCUAACUGAGCCAUUCGCUGCUACGCCAACCCUGCUAAUGUGUUGGGGCAUUUCCACCUGAGACUUACCUCACACCAGUGUGUCACCAGUGUUUAUGUUAAUGUAAUCUCUAGUGUUGUUUUCUGGGAACUGUAUGUGUUGGAUAGGAUGUGUCCCACCACAAGUCCUUGUGUUGUGCGCUUGUCCUCAGUGAUCAAGGAUGAGCUAUGGCUGUUUCUCAUUCCUGCCGGGUUCGCUGUGAUCAUGCUGGCCCUGUUCCUAGAAGAGGUGGGCUUCUUCCUGCGUCACGUGCCCUACUCCAGACGCCGGUGCCUCUACCUGUGGAUACUGGGCAUGUACCCGGUAAAGGGACCUCUCCUUUUUGCCAUACAUUUAAAUUGUUUUCGGAUAGGUAUUUGUACAUUUUGUCAUUGUUGCUACUAACUUCACUCAUUCUCUUUUGGUCAGGUCUUUGGCUUAACCUCAAUCAUUGCGCUGUACGUUCCUCGCUCCUCCUCACUGUGUAACUUCAUAGCUUCUCUGUAAGUAUCGAGUACAACCUCUUGACCAUCACUUUGUUUGUGUACUAACUUAAACAUGGAAACAUUUGGGCUAAAACUUCCAUCAGUAAAACUUAUCUCUCCAUUUGUCAUUCUCUCUCUGAAGGUACCACUCCAUCACUCUGCUAAAGUUUAUGGGGCUCAUCACAGACUUCUUUGGGGGAAAGGCCCGCAUGCUGGAGAUCUUAGCUGGAGAGCAGGUGUCUCCGGAUCCGUUCCCAUGUUGCUGCUGCUGCUGCCUCCCUAUGAUAGCCAUCAACAGGUACUUUAUAACUGGGUGUCCUCCUCAGUGUGCACAUCCAUAUCGUGAUAAUGAUAGAUUCAUAAGAUAUUGCCGCAUCGCGAGAAUGAUAGAUAAACAAUAUAUUGCUGUAAUGACUCCAUAUCGCAAUACUGAUAAAUGCACAACAUAUCGCCAUAAUCGCCUGUGUCGCGAUAAUGAUAAAUACACUAUAUAUUGCCGUAAUCACCCUGCCCCACUACCUCUCUCCCUCCAUAGGACCAGCCUGGGAUGGAUGAUGGCUGCUGUGCUACAACUGUCUGUGGUCAGAACCAUCCUGUUCUUUGUCACUCUGGUCCUCUGGACAGAUGAGCAGUAUGACUAUGGAGAUGUGAGUGGCACUCAUAUAUCGCAAGACAUAUUUGCAUUGUAACCAAUUUAUUUUUGUCCUAAAUUUAACCAAAUGAGUCCCUGGUUAAUAAGUCAAUUACUUAAUUAUACAAGUAGAUGCUACUAUUAGCAAUUUUCUUACCAUAUCCAUGCCAUUUUUCACAGAUGGAUUCUGCCAAUCCCAAUAUGUACAUGAAUGCCAUCAUAGGCGUGUCUACCUUCUUGUCCUUCUAUGGCCACCUGCUGUUUUACAAGGCCACCAAAAAGGCCUUGCCUGGCUAUGGGCUGAGGGCCAAGUUUGUCUGUAUCAUUGUAGUGUUGGUGCUGUGUGGCCUUCAGAGUGGAAUCCUGGAGACCAUGGGGGCCCUGGAGGUGGUGCCCUGCACCCCUCCCUUCUCUGUUCUCAUGCGUUCCCAGCGUAAGUGCAUUGUGAUGGAAGUCCUCCCCCAUACAUCUCCCUCCCAAUAUCAUCUCCAUGUCAAUAUUGUAACAGUGGAGAUAAAUGUUGAUUAUGUAAUUAUCAAUGUGACAUUGGUGGUAACCUCUUAUCUUUUAUUAUCUUCCUGUCUCAGUAAUUUACCACUACUCUGUGAUUGUGGAGAUGUUCUGCAUAUGCCUCUUUGCCCGCCACACUUUCCGUAAAGUGGAGCCUAGUCUAGAGGAGGGCUUUGGGCUGGAGGAGAGGCCCCCCAGAGGCAUGCUGGUGGAGAAGGCGGUUCAGACUGAAGACGUGGUGCCACUCAGGGAGAACCCCUGGCCUGGCUGGGGCGGCACCGGAGUCUCCAAUCCCGACUGUAAUAGUGACAGCAGUGAGGACAGCCUCUGUAAGAUCGAACACGCCGCUUUGGAUCGCUUCCCUUUCCCUCUUCAACCCAGACGUCAAGAGACGGUGAGGCCAGAGAACGUAACUGAUGAAAGUGGCAUUUUGGAGAUGCCCAAACUGACUGUCAACGCUGACAUCAACGUUGUGGAGACUAGGGAUGUUACUGUUGUAUGACAAUAUGGAAUGGACUGUCCUGGAUUCUCCUGACGGGAAGACAACAUAGGGGUCACCUCCAGAAAAUGGAAGAAACACACCACACCGCUUGAGGUACUACCUUAACCAGUUUGUUCCUUUUUGCGUAAAUUGUCUGAGACCCUGGAUCUAUCCAUUCUAUCUAUUCCUUAGCUGAAUGAAGAUGGUAGCUACCGGUGUGAUAGGCUAUAAUUUAUUCCUACCCAUAGUGUUUUCCUAAUUUUUAAACUCUGUACAUUUUGUUUUGCUAUGUUAUCUCAAAAAGCCAAUAAACUCAUUUUUUAAAAGC